Penicillium paradoxum is the source of this 2775-nucleotide messenger RNA. Its product is annotated as Rho family guanine nucleotide exchange factor CDC24. Gene Ontology annotation, cellular component: mating projection tip; nucleus; cytoplasm. The coding region runs from base 1 to 2775 and encodes 924 amino acids. The transcript has 4 exons. The record is from RefSeq and is a predicted model, not a curated record. Gene Ontology annotation, molecular function: guanyl-nucleotide exchange factor activity; protein binding. Gene Ontology annotation, biological process: establishment of cell polarity; septin ring organization. Lineage: Eukaryota; Fungi; Ascomycota; Eurotiomycetes; Eurotiales; Aspergillaceae.
AUGAUUGACUCUGCGGCCAUGAGCGGCGCUCCAGUCGCUGAGGAUAACAUCAUCAAUCGGCGCGGUGGAGAGUCGAUUUAUCAGAGCUGUGUCAACCUGAGGAAGCGGCUAUCCGAGGUUCCCAACUUUGAAUCCUAUCUGCAAGAGAUGGACGAUGAUGAUCGCAUGAGAGGGAAUACGGAUCCGGUAGCUUCUUUGUGGAGCUGUCUCAGAAACGGUUAUCCCCUAUUAAGCAUUUAUAAUGCGUCUGGUCCCGAGGAACAACUAGAAAUUGAUCCUGGCAAGGUGACCGAGGCAAAACGUCCUAAAGCAGCGACCUUUAAGUUCUUGCAGGCUUGUUUACAAGAACUAGCAUUCCCUCAACAGGAUUGCUUUUUGAUCACCGAUCUUUACGGCGAGAGCACAACGGGAUUUAUCAAAGUGAUCAAAAUGGUCAAUCGUGUUGUGGACAUCCUUGAGAUGCAAGGCCAAUUGAAGCAAUCCGAAGUUUCAGAGACCCCCACAGGCGCAAAGGCCAAUGUGAAACUUACCAAGCGAGAGCAUAUUUUGAAGGAGCUUUUGGAGACAGAGCGCGAUUAUGUUCAUCACCUGCAAAAUCUCCAGGCGCUCAAGAAGGAAUUAGAGGAGACGGGGGCUUUGACUGGCGACGCGAGCCAUCAGAUUUUCCUCAACUUGAACAACUUGCUCGACUUUGCCCAGCGGUUCCUGAUUCGUAUGGAGCAGCACUAUGCUCUGCCAGAGGAAAUGCAGAACUGGGGUCACCUCUUCUUCUCCCAUGAAGACGCCUUCCGCCAGUAUGAACCGUUCAUUGCCAACCAGCUGCGUUGUGACGACGCUUGUAUGAAAGAAUGGGAUAAAAUCAAGAAUGCGCCACGCCAUAUAGACCUACAACAAAUGGUCGCUCAACCGAAAACACUGAAUGGAUUCUUUGUGAAACCCUUCCAGCGCUUGACUCGAUACCCGCUUAUGUUAUUGGAACUACGCAAACAAUUAGAAGACCCGCAACUCAAGACCGAUAUUACUCAUGCGGUCGACUGUAUUCAAAAUGUGUUGGACUUCGCCAAUGAGGCAAUUCACAAAGAACAUCUGGCCGCGGCAGUGGUUGAUCUCUCCGAACGUGUUGACGAUUGGAAAGCAUUGAAAAUGGAGUCUUUCGGAGAUCUCCUCCGCUUUGGCACGUUCCAAGUUGUCAAGGGAGACAGUGGAAAGGAUAAGGAUAACGAGAGAGAGUAUCACAUUUAUCUCUUCGAGCGAAUUCUUCUCUGCUGCAAAGACAUUAACCCCAACAAGCAAAAGACUAAGCUCAUGAUGCAGAAAGACAGGCCAUCAUUGAAUGGGAAAGGGAAGGCUCGUCUUCAGUUGAAGGGCCGAAUCUACAUGGCCAAUGUCACAGAUAUUGUUUGUCUUCAGAAGCCUGGUCUCUACCGUAUUCAGAUCUUCUGGAAAGGAGAUCCUGGCGUUGUCGAUAAUUUUAUCAUCCGCUAUGUCAAUGAAGACACCAUGCGGCAUUGGUACAAAGACAUUGACACCCAACGAACCAUUCAAGCGGAGCGACGCACCAUGCGCAAUACUGGUACAUCCGAUAGCGAGUUUACAUACCUGGAGGGCAUGGCCAACAUGCCUAAUCCCUAUCAACAAGAGUAUGACACCGAUGAUACCAACAACAAAGAUCCGUACCAUUCCGAAUUCCCUAUGAGCCGUAAUGCAUCCAGUACCAGCCUGAGGACUCGAUCUGCCACCGGUGGCAGCACCGGCUCUGUUCACCCCAACGGCCGACCCCGCUAUGCGGGGGCUGAUCCCUCGCUCUCGGUUCACACCCAAUUCCCUGGCAGUGGAAAUAUGUCUCCUAGUGAUCGAAAUGCGAACUCCUACUUCUCCCCCACAGAGCCUCCAUCCACGAGGUCGAGCUCCCAAUCUGCAGGAUUUACCUUUAGUCGUCAAAACACGAACUCUACAACUCAAUCGACGGCUUGGAGUGAGGAUUCUGUUCGCUACACAGCACCAGCAUUGUCUCGUGUGACAUCGCGAGAAGGGUCAACAACUGCGGCAUAUUUCCCAGCUCAGCCUAAUGGACGGGCUGCUCAGCGUCCGUCUUUGCCUCCGCUCUCGGGCUCCCAAGCCCACGCUGCGAAUGGUAUGGCCCAGCGUAUGCGAUCAGCCAGUAGCCCUGAUAUUCACCACCACAAUAACAACCCUGAGUCACGGCGUUACAUGGGUGUGCACACUAUGCAGACAGUCGAUAACGUUCCGGUGCCACCGAUUCCUGCGCACAUGGCUAACAUGAAAGCACCUGUCAACCGCAGCCAGAACAGCUCGCCUACCAACAACCAACUCCCUAUUCGUGUCCAGCCACAACUCCAUACCACACAUUUCAAUGAGCCAGAAUAUAAUGACGCCCGCAACUCUGGCCAAAUCUCGGAUCAUGCCACAUCGCCUCUGACACAAGAGCCAGAGGGAGGAGACCCAUACAUGCCCACUCAGCUCAAGGCUAAAGUGAACUUCGAGGAUAACUAUGUCACACUGGUGAUUGCGACUAAUAUCUUGUUCCGUUCAUUGAUCGAUCGCGUGGAUGCUAAACUUGCUCGGUUCACUGAUCGAUCUAUCGGUAAUAAAACCGUCCGACUGCGCUACCGCGAUGAAGAUGAAGAUUUCGUCACAAUCGAUAGCGAUGAGGCGGUCCAACUCGCUUUCAUGGAAUGGCGGGAGCAACAUCGCGAUAUGCUUGCCAAGGGCUUGGUGGGAGAGAUUCAGCUCUACUGCCAAGUGGUCGACUAG